Molecule: messenger RNA, 378 nt
Organism: Colletotrichum truncatum
Lineage: Eukaryota; Fungi; Ascomycota; Sordariomycetes; Glomerellales; Glomerellaceae
Product: nuclear transport factor 2
Biological process (GO): protein import into nucleus
Cellular component (GO): nuclear pore central transport channel
Molecular function (GO): nuclear import signal receptor activity
Source: RefSeq, a predicted model, not a curated record
AUGGCUGGCAAUUUCGAAGACGUCGCAAAGCAGUUCAUUGAGUUCUACUACAACCAGUUCGAUACGGACCGGAAAGGACUCGGAAGCCUUUAUCGCGACCAAUCCAUGCUGACCUUUGAGUCGGCCUCGGUUAUGGGCGUCAACUCCAUUGUUGAGAAGCUUUCGUCUCUCCCUUUUGAGAAAGUCAAGCACCAGGUCUCGACUCUUGACGCUCAGCCCACCCUCGAGGGCGGUGGCAUCAUCAUUCUCGUCACUGGACAGCUCCUGGUCGACGAGGAACAGCGCCCGAUGAACUACACGCAGGCGUUCCAGCUCCUUCGCGAUCCCUCCGGUAACUACUUUGUCUUUAACGACAUCUUCAAGUUGGUAUAUGGUUAA